This is a messenger RNA of Gracilinanus agilis (Agile Gracile Mouse Opossum), 4327 nucleotides long. It is a transcript of the gene FYCO1, whose product is annotated as FYVE and coiled-coil domain autophagy adaptor 1. Gene Ontology annotation, molecular function: metal ion binding. The coding region runs from base 108 to 3905 and encodes 1265 amino acids. Gene Ontology annotation, biological process: plus-end-directed vesicle transport along microtubule; positive regulation of autophagosome maturation. NCBI's taxonomy places the organism in Eukaryota, Metazoa, Chordata, Mammalia, Didelphimorphia, Didelphidae. The transcript has 13 exons. The record is from RefSeq and is a predicted model, not a curated record. Gene Ontology annotation, cellular component: autophagosome; lysosome; late endosome.
AGCUCACAGAGGUUCAGUUUGACCUGGCAUCUAGAGGAUAUGAUUUGGACGCUGGUUGGCCAACGUUUGCCAGAAGGACUCUGGCCUCCCUUGGUUCUUCAGCAUAUAUGUGGAAACCCCCAAGUCGAAGUUCCAGCAUGAGUAGUUUGGUGAGCAGCUACCUGCAGGCUCCGGAUCUGGCUUCCAGCUUGGAUAUGAAUAGCUCUUUGAACGCCGAGGCCCUGGAAGGCUUUGAUGAGAUGCGUGUGGAGCUGGACCACUUAGAGAUAAGGGAGAAGGAGCUCCAGGAGCGCGUGCAGCAGCUGGAGAGGGAGAACCAGGAGCUGAGGAGGGCCGCGAGUGCCCGGCCAGAGCAGGAGACGGGCCUGGCAGAGGAGCGCGCCCGGCUCUCCCGCAGAGUGGCCGAGCUCCAGGAGUGUGAAAUCUCCCAGGAGACGCGGGGCGCCGUGCACGAGCUGCACAGGUGUCUGAAGGCGCUGGAGCUGGACACGGCCGAACACAAGCAGGAAUACCCCUCGGCCCUGCGGCGCCUCGAGUCCAAGUUGGAGCCCCUCGUGCAGCAGCUGGAGGCCGCCUGGGCCACCCUCGCCGCCAGAGACACGCGCACCGCCGCCCCGCGUGCCCCGCUGGCCACGGCUGAGCAGCGAGCCCCGGGCACCUCCCAGGGCACCCAGGAGCUGGCAGCAGAGCACGUGGCAGAACUGGAGAGGUUGACAAGGGAGUUGCGGCUGAAGGAGGAGGCACUCAUGGAGGUGGAGGCCAAGCUCAGCCUCCUGGCCUCUGGCUCCCAAGAAGAGAACGGGAAGCUACUCAGGGACUUGGAGGGACUGGUCAGGGAGAUGGAACCUCUGCGGGAGGAGCUCUCCAUCAAAGGGAAGGAGCUGACUGACCUCCAGUGCCAGCUGGCAGAGUCCCAGGCAAACUCCAGGAUCCUCGAAAAGAAGCUGGAAGUAUUAAGAGCAGAAGAGAGGCAGCGUCUUGAGGAGCACAACCUGGAGAGGGGGGCGCUGGAGCGGGAGAAACAGGCCUUGACUGAGCAGCUCCGGCUCCUGGACGCCCAGCUGGCCCAGGUGAACCAGCAGACCAGGCACCUGGAGGAGCAGAACCAGCAGCUGCUGGGCGAGCGGGACCGGCUGCUCCAGAAGGUGGGGGACCUAGAACGUCCUGUCGAGAGGCCCAAGAGCCAGGGGCUGAACUCAGGAGACUCCCUCCUGCUUCAGGCCAGAAAGAACCCCGAGAAAGAAGGCGAGGGGCUGCAGGAGGCCGGCGCGUCCCCUGAGACAUUGGAAGCGGCCCCGGCCCUGGCUUCCAAGGGCCAGCUCCAGGCCCCGGAGUCUGUCUGUGAGGUGGAGGAGAAGCUCCGGCCGGCAAACAGAGAGCCAGGUGAGGAGCUCGAGAACGCCCUCCGCAGGAACGAGAUCCUCGAGGACAAGCUCAAGGCCCUCCAGGUGGACUAUGAGGACCUGAGGCAGCGAGAGGCGGCCAUCAAGGGCUCUCUGGCCUCCCUGGAAGCCGAGCAGGCCAGCAUCCGCCACAUUGGAGACCAAAUGGAGAAGAGCCUCUUGGCUGUGAAGAAGGCCAAAGAGACAAUGAGGGCCCAGGUGGCCGAGAAAGAGGCGGCCAUUCAGAGCAAGGAGGAGGAGUGCCAGUGGCUGCGGGCAGAGCUAGACAGGUUCCAGAGGCGAAUGGAGGCCCACGAGGAGGAGAUGAAGGGCCUGAGGAGCGUGUGCCAGCCUGAGGGCCUUGGUCUGGAAGAGGGCAUCGUGGAGAAGGCCCAGCAGGAACAGAGCCCAGACGAGGGGACCCAGGAGCCAGCCUCCCACCUGGUGCUGGUGCAGAAGCAGCUGGAAACCCACCAUGGUGAGGAAAGGCAGCCUCAGGCAGAGGUGGCCAAGCUCCGCACCCAGCUGCAAAAGGCCCUUGACCGCCAGGAGGAAGCCCAGGUCCGGCUUGGCCUGGUAGAGACCCUCCUGGAGGAGAGCAGAAGCCUGGCCCAACAGCUGAAGGAGCAGAAUGAGGGCCUCAACCGGAUGCAUGUCCAAGAGCUGCUGCAGUGCGCCGAGAGGGAGCGGGCACUGAGGGAAGAAAGGGACGGAGAGGCCCAGCACAGGGCCGAGCACGAGAGAGAGCUCCAGGCUCUCCACGAAGACUUGUCCCGGGCCAGACAGGUCGCUGAGAUGGCCCAGCUGGAGAGAGCCGAGGCCCAGGAACAGCUCCACCGGGCCAACACGGACAUGGCCGAGCUGGGCAUUCAAGUCUGUGCCCUGACGGCAGAGAAGGCUCAGGCUGGGGAAAAGCUCCGGGAGGCCGAGGAGAGGGCCUCCAGGGAGAGGGAAGGUCUCCAGCAGGACUUGGAAGAGCUCAGGCAGGAAAGGGAGAGCCUGCAUGAGAAGCUGAAGGUGGCCCAGGACAGCGCCUGUGCACUGGCAGAGAGCCAAGCCCAGAGUGUGCGGGAGGCCGGGCAGGAAGAACUCUCCACCGUGAAGUUCCAGCUGAGCACCGAGAUCAUGAACUGCCAGGCCAAGUUCAAGGCAGCCAGUGAAGAAUGUCACACUCUCAGGGGCCAGCUGGAAGCGACAGAGGCGCAGCUGAAGGCAGUGCAGGAGGAGGCCACAGGGCUGAAGGCCGCGGGAGCGGGUCUAGGGAAGGAGCUGGCGCAGGUGACUGAAGAGCUGGCCAAGUACCGCGCCACCGUCGUGAGGAAGGAUGAGGAAGUCGCAGCCCUGAAUGCACGCUUGGAAAGGGCCCAGGAGGAACUCGAGCGGUCGGACGCCGCGUGCCAGGACUAUGGCGACAGGCUGCGGCGGGAGGCGGCCGAGCGAGAGAAGAACGAGCGGCAGAUGCUGGCCGAGGUGGACGAUCUGAACAAGACCAAGAAGUACCUCGAAGAGCGGCUCAUCGAGCUGCUCAGGGACAAGGAUGCUCUUUGGCAAAAAUCCGACGCACUAGAAUUCCAGCAGAAACUCAGUGCCGAAGAGCGGUGGCUGGGUGACACAGAGGUGAACCACUGCCUGGACUGCAAGAGGGAGUUCAGCUGGAUGACCCGGCGGCACCACUGCAGGAUCUGCGGGCGCAUCUUCUGCUACUACUGCUGCAACAACUACGUCCUGACCAAGCACAGCGGCCGCAAGGAGCGCUGCUGCCGGGCCUGCUUCCGGAAGUUCACCGAUGGCGCUGCCUCCCCGGACAGCUCUGGCUCCACCGCCUCCCCGGGGGACCCCUCCUCGUCUCCAUCCAAGGCAGCGAGCGAUCAGGCCUGCGGAGUCAGAGGGGGGCAUCCGGAUUCCAGAGCCCCGGACGAUGCGGUGUUUGACAUCAUCACUGAUGAAGAACUGUGCCAGAUACACGAAUCUAGCUCCCUCCCCGAAACGCCCUCUGAAAUGGACUCUCUGGACCAAAGCGUGGCUGAGCCGGAUAGCACAUCCAACUCUUUAACACCUGACGACCCUGAGGACAUGCCAGUGGGUCAGGAUGCUGAAAUCUGCUUGCUGAAGUCCGGAGAGCUGAUGAUAAAAUUACCCCUCACAGUGGAUGAGAUCUUACAUUUUGGAGAAGGCAACAGAGAGCUGUUCAUUAAAUCCAGCACCUACAGCAUCAUCCCCAUCACUGUGACAGAGACUGGCCUCACCAUCAGCUGGGUCUUCUCUUCAGAUCCCAAAAGCAUCUCGUUCAGUGUGGUCUUCCAGGAGUCUGAGGAUGCCGCCCUGGACCAGUGCAAGGUCCUCAUUCCCAUGACCCGUUGCAAUUCCCACCGGGAAAAUAUCAAGGGUCAGCUGAAGGUCCGAAACCCUGGGAUUUACAUCCUGAUAUUCGACAACACCUUUUCUAGGUUCAUCUCCAAAAGAGUCUUUUAUCAUCUGACAGUUGACUGGCCCGUGAUCUACGAUGGAAGUGAUUUUCCUUAAAUUCAAACCCUUGCGAUCUCCACCACAUUACUUCAUCCACAGGAAACACUACUCUUAUUUAUGUAUCACUUAAACACUAAAGGAAAGAAACAAAGCCUGGCAGUCCCCAAUUCCCCAGUUUUGAAAAGGUGGCGCGUCUCAAACAGGAACACUCUCAGCUCUGUACCAUGUACAGCUUCCUAAAGCCCAGGGAUCCCUUCUAAUGUUUAAGGACCUCAGGCACAGCCUUUUGGGGGUUGAGAUAAACAACCAAUGAAAGUGAAUUUUCCGGAGGGAUUUACUUGAGUGCUUAGAUACUUAGAUGAGAUGGGCUCUUCUCCGGGCAGCUGUUUUUUAUACCUGCUAUUUUGUGUACCCAAGAAACCAGGAGGGCUCCUGUUUUAAAAAGCCAGAGGUGGGUCUAGGGGGACGGGGUACAUCAU